Gadus chalcogrammus (walleye pollock) is the source of this 903-nucleotide messenger RNA. RefSeq lists its product as uncharacterized. The coding region runs from base 37 to 903 and encodes 288 amino acids. Lineage: Eukaryota; Metazoa; Chordata; Actinopteri; Gadiformes; Gadidae. The record is from RefSeq and is a predicted model, not a curated record. The transcript has 6 exons.
UGGCAGCCCCUCUCCUCAGCAUCUCCUACAGACCAGAUGCUUCUACUCUCUAGGGCUGCCUGGAGCUCCCUGUGUUUAGCGGUGGUUGCCAUGGCAGCAGAGCUGACUCAGGACCAGGUGUCGUGGACCAGGAGCAAAGGGAAAGCCGUCUCCUUCAGAUGUACAAACACUGAACAGUGUGGUAGUAAUUAUAUCUACUGGUACCAGAAGAAAGAGAGCGAAACCUUCACCCUGAUUCUCGACAUUGACAAGAGUAAUGGUGAUCUUGAUAAAAGAUACAACCAUCCUCAGAAGGAUGAUUUCUCAUCAGUCCUCAAAGAGAACAGCUGGGAGUUGUUGCUUCAGGAGGUGAAAGCGUCCCAUUCUGCCACCUACUACUGUUCCUGUUGGAUUAGUGGAUAUUUCACUGUGGAUAUCUUUGGUCGCGGUACCACCCUGGUUGUUACAGACAGGUCAGUGGAGCGGCCCAAAGUGAGCGUCUACCCAGCGACGAGAGCUGAUUUAAAGGGCCGGCGCUCCCUGCUGUGUGUAGCCAGAGACAUGUUCCCUGAGGAGGUCCGGGUGUCCUGGAGGAGGAGAGGGGGGGGCGGAGGGGGGGGGGAGGGGGGGGAGGGGGGGGAGCAGCUGGAGCUCAGAGGACCGACAUACGCUGCCAGCAUCCUGGUUAUUGAUCAGGGAGAAACCCUCACAGAUCAAUACAUCUGCAGUGUUGAGCAUGAGAGCGAUCUGAAGGAGGAGAUCCCAGCAGAGUCCCUCCAGGUGCUGUCCAGAGCCAGGCUGGCGUCUGUGCUCUACACAGUGAUGGUGGUGAAGAGUGUGCUCUGCUGCUGUGGCCUGGCUCUCCUGCUCCUCCACACCAACAAGACCAGCAGGACGCCCAGAACCAGCACCACCACAUACUGA